AUGGUGUUGCCUGCACCAUUGUCGCCGAAGGGGUUUACGCCACUCGAGAACCGCAAACGAAGGCAUUCAGCUAUCGACAGAGACGCGAAUCGUUCUAAUGGUGGAAGUGGUAUUGUGGGAUCAGCGCCACCAAAGUGCGAUGCCAAAGCGCACACGGGGAAGUCUGAUGACACUGACAUCUUGACCGUGUCGAAACCUGGACGUAGAAUAGAAGACGACUCCGAGGACGAGGACGACGAUGAUAGUGUAGGUCUUGAAAAGGGAAUGGUGGAGGGUAUCCUCGACGUUGCGGAGGCAAAGCCUUAUCAAGAGGAGUGCCUUGACCCAGAGAUCGUUGCUAAAUUGAUGCUCCGUCUUAGAAGGACUGGGCCUGAAGCAUUCAUCAACGAAUUUCUCGUUCGGGGCAUGAUACCAGCUCCGAUCUUGGGGACUGCAUUCGGCUUGGGUCCUCAUCUAUGGGAGGCUUUGGGUGAGGAGUUCUACCUCGGACUGCUGGCGAAGGCGAUCGCGAGAGCAUGCUACAAGCGUCAGAAGCUGCUGCAGUACAAUACCAUCGAUGACGCUGCCAAAUUGCUUCGGGAGAGGAAGAACAUCAUGGUCAUCACGGGCGCUGGCAUUUCGACCUCACUGGGCAUACCUGACUUCCGCUCGAAGGACACUGGAUUCUACGACAAGCUGCUUACCAUAGGGUACACUGAUCCGGAAAUGGUGUUCGACAUCCACGAAUUCGAGUCAAACCCAGGCCUCUUCUACAGCCUCGCUGCAGACAUCUUGCCUGGCUUCAAGCAAUACUCACCUACGCAUGGUUUCAUCCGCCUGCUGCAGGACAAAGGCAAGCUGCAGACGAACUACACCCAGAACAUCGACAACCUCGAAGAGCUGGCUGGUGUCGAGAAGAGCCGUCUCAUCCAGUGCCACGGCAGCUUCGCAACAGCCACCUGCCGGAAGUGCGGCCACAAAGUCGCUGGCACAGAAAUCUUUGACGACAUCCGCGCGAAGCAAAUCUCCUACUGCGUGCGAUGCAAGAUCGAGAUCGCCAACGAGCAGGCUGCUCCCAAACAGAACAAACGCAAGCCCGCAGCGCGCCGCUACGAUUCUUCAGACGACGACGACGAUGAGGACGACGACAUCCCACAACCCGGCGUCAUGAAACCAGACAUCACCUUCUUCGGAGAACAGCUCCCGAACCACUUCUUCGACACUUUCACCGACCGCGACGCUAAGAACGUCGACCUGGUGUUAGUGAUCGGGACGUCGCUGAAGGUGUCGCCGGUAAGCGAGAUGCCGAACUUCCUCCCGAAGGAAGUUCCGCAUAUUUACAUCUCACGAGAGCCGGUCACGCAUGUGAACUUUGAUAUUCAGCUGCUGGGGAAUUGUGAUGAUGUGGUGGUGGAGCUGGCGAGGCGUGCGGGCUGGGAACUGAAGCAUGAGAUGAUACCGAAGGACUGUGAGAUGGUCGUGAAGGGGAUUGAGGAUGAGAAGAGCAUGUGGAAGGUGUGUCGUGAGGGAGCUGGAGAGCAUACGAACGGUUCUGCGGUCGCUGAGACUGAGGACGAGUGA
Messenger RNA from Saxophila tyrrhenica, 1560 nucleotides. It is a transcript of the gene SIR2, whose product is annotated as NAD-dependent histone deacetylase sir2. NCBI's taxonomy places the organism in Eukaryota, Fungi, Ascomycota, Dothideomycetes, Mycosphaerellales, Extremaceae. The record is from RefSeq and is a predicted model, not a curated record. The transcript has 2 exons. Gene Ontology annotation, molecular function: histone H4K16 deacetylase activity, NAD-dependent; NAD+ binding. Gene Ontology annotation, cellular component: nucleus. The coding region runs from base 1 to 1560 and encodes 519 amino acids.